UGCCAGAUCUGUCUGAUUUCAAGCAUCUUAGUAUUUAAGAGGAAUUUUACUGAAGAUUUAAGUAAUCAAAUUCAAAAAUGAAAUUUCCAACCAUUUUCAUACUAACCGUCCUUGCCACAUGUGAUAUGUGCACAUCUAAAGACCAAAGAAAGACUGUUUUAGAAGGAGAUAGUGUACAUUUUCACUUCCCGUACCCAUGUAACAGUACACUAAUCACACUACAAUAUGGAUUGAAACAUCCUUUUUACACUUUGAGGGAUACAGACGCUGAUAUUGUGCCAGUACACGUGGGCCGGUUCGCUUUCAAAACGAGAAAAGAACACGGUCAUUGCUCACUACUUGUUACAAUUAACUCCAUAAUUAGAAGUGAUGAAGGACUAUACAUUUUCUUUGCGUAUCGGGAGGGUAAUGUACAUGAAGGUUCAUUUAAAAGAAUUGCUUUGGAUGUUGACUUUCUUCCUGGAAAGGCUUUCUGUACACAAAAUGAAGAUAUUAUAACUGGGAAUUGGGUAACACUAGACUGUGUUGCUCCAGUUGGGAGUCUUUCAGGUCAAAUUGACUGCUAUCAAAAUGGAGAAAAGAUGCCCCCAUUAACAUCGCCAGUUGAAACUUUCCAACACUUAAAGCAAACAAUAUUGGCAGAGAAAACUUAUCCUGUUUUUUGUUGCACAUCUUCUCAAAGAAAUGUCAGAGAUAUGUGUGAAUGUAAUGAUUUUAAAUGGGAUUUAGCCAAUGAUAAAAACUUGAGCUCAAUGAUAGAUCCUUGUAGUCCAAUAAUUUCAGAUCAGCAAAUAAAGGAAGUGACUGACAUUUAUUUCACCACCUCUAAACCAGUAUCCCCAACAGUAAUUAAUGCCGAUAAAAAAUCCAUAAAUACAUGUUCCUGUAGUUCCAAGCAAUGGAUAAAUGCAGUUGCUGGCCUAUCUUCUUUUAUCAUCACUGCUUUAUUCCUUUUUGUGACAUUAUUGAAAAUUAUACUAAGAAAAAUAGAGAAAAGCAAUCUCACAUGUACAGAACUGAAAGUGGGUGAAACGAAAGCAUGUAUGAUAUAACAUAAAAGGAAAAGGGGGGGAAAUGUGACAAACUUUUUUGGGAAGAUGCACUACAUUCAUGUCAUGAUUCUUUGUACGUAGCUAAAAUUGAUGGAAGGUACAGUAUGUCUUCAGAGAAAUGAUAAAGUUUUAUAGGAUUUCCAUGCUUUCAAUGUGGUCAAGCAGCUUGUUCCAGCUAAAUAGAGGGAGAAAAAAACCUCGCAAAGUAGGAAAAAGAACUCUCUGCAUGACUUUGUAAUGCUUAAAUAGGAAAUACCAAGUAGAAACUUGGAGCUGGAACAUUAACAUUCCAUCACGUUCAUAUGAAGGUUAAAAGAUAAAUCAGAUCAAGCUAAUGUAAAAAAUGAUAUGAUGAAAAAAAGAAUCUUAACCCUAAAAAGUCAGGGUUUUUUUUUGUGGGGGGGGGGGGGGCUGGAAAAAAAGAUGUGUAUGGAGCCUCCCACCCGAUUCCCUUCAUUAUGCAAUGAAUAUACAUGUACACAUAGUCUUUACGUGUGAAUUUGAAAAAGUAUAUUUUUGUACCAGAAUAUUUAUAUACACUCAAGCUUAUGUAUUGUUAUUACUCUUAUGUUAACAGAUAUAUUAUUUCCUACAUGUAGUUAUGAGAAUAUGUAACAACAAAAUACAUGUACUCUGAAAAAUUAUAUGAUGAAAAAAAGAAUCUUAACCCUAAAAGUCAGGUUUUUUUGUGGGGGGGGGGGCUGAAAAAGAUGUGUAUGGAGCCUCCCACCUGAUUCCCUUCAUUAUGCAAUGAAUAUACAUGUACACAUAGUCUUUACGUGUGAAUUUGAAAAAGUAUAUUUUUGUACCAGAAUAUUUAUAUACACUCAAGCUUAUGUAUUGUUAUUACUCUUAUGUUAACAGAUAUAUCCCUUCCUACAUGUACAUGUAGUUAUGAGAAUAUGUAACAACAAAAUACAUAUAAACUUCUGGGUAUUUUUAUAAUCAGUAGACCACUAUAGUCUAGAUAUUCCUGCUCAAGGUUGUAAGACGGUGUUCUUUGUCAAAAUAUGCAAAAUAUGCUUAAUAAUAAUAAUUAAGUUCAUGUUUCAAUUGUGUGAUAAGCCAAAAAGUACAUGUAUGCAAAUUGUGUUUUUCUAUCAUGUGCAUUGCUUCCUUGUAAUUUGUUUCUUGUAUUUAAUUUAAUGUACAUGUAUAUUUCAUCGCCAUAUGAUCUAAAAGCUAGUAUUCACUUGAUCUACAAGCAAUUGCUCAACUUUGCACUAAUUAUAUUUUAAAUUACCACUUGGUCUAAUGUCCUUUUUGCCUAUUAAUAAUUUUUCAUUUUGUCAUAUAAAAAUUUGAAUUGAAUACAUGUGCCUUUUUAUUAUUAUUACACUGUACAUGUAUGUAAACAUAUCUAUAGUUUUAUAGUUUGCUUUUUGAACUUCUGUUAUUUACUACUAUUUCAAAGCUUUCUACAGGUACACUGUACAUGGGCUCCUUUUCAGUAAUGAUGUGUACAGUUAAAUGCUUAAUGUAUUUUAUUUAUUUCCUUGUACAUGUAUAUAUGUACUUCAGCUGUUUGUAUUAUGUACAUAUAUAAUGUUAUUUAAUGUAAAAUAAUAAACAAAUUGAAUUGAAUUCAAACUGUUCAUCUACAUGUAAUCAUAUAUGUACAUACUAAGUUAUGUUUAUAGACCAUAUGGAUAUUAGAUAAACCAAGUUUUGAUAUACAUGUAUGUGAAAAUAUUCUAAAUUUCAAAGUCUAUUAAAGCCGAAAAUGUUUCAUAUGAAAGAUGCAAGGAAAUGGGUGAAGGGAUAAUAAAAUGAGAUAAAUAGCUUCAAUUCAGGACUCAUCUUACCAACUUCUCUGUCAUUAAACAUGGCAACAUUGCGAAUAAUAUAUGUGUGUGCUCCAUUCAAAGGAGUCUUGCUUUUUCUGACAGAAGUUAACAUUGUACAUGUACAUAUGUUGGUUUCUCCUGGUUUGUUAAAUGGCAAAAUAGUUCACCUUUCAACUGAACAAAUGUUGGUUUUAACAACUUUCCACGAAACUUAAGAAUCAAGAAGCUAUAAGAGAAUGUUUCCCAGAAACAGCCAUCGAGCAAACAAAACAGUUUGGGAGAAUGUCAGGAAAUGUCGUUAUCAUGGCACCAGCCUCAAUUGCAAAUCUGGGAGAAGAUGGGCAGGGCAAUAUACUUUUUAGGCAUCAAAUAGCCCAGUUGUUGGGGAUUAAAGCCUAAGGUAUAAAUAUACAUGUACAUUCCCUUUAAAUGUGCAUAUAAGUCAAUGUAAUAAAUGUGUGUGCUAUAUCAGAAUUAUUUCAUUAUCACCUGUAGGUUAUUUCCCCUAGUGGAUCAUGUAGUGACACGUAUAGACAUGAAUAAACAUCAAAGCCGUUCACUUUACUUAUUCAAUUGAACUUUCCUUGACUUGAACAAAGUAAUCUGAAGGACUGACUUCUAAAUAUUGAAAUGUAAAGAAGUGUCGUGCACUUCUGGAAUUAAGUAUGAAAACCUGUUAUCAAAGUCUCCUUGGAGUACUUAUAUUUAUUUAAAAACUGUUGGCUGUAAUCAGCUUAUGAAUGUUCAUGUCUAAAUUGCUCCACUAGACGGGCAUUCCCCAACUCCCACGCUGUCGCCCGAUCAUUUCAUGUCUUCCUUUUAAAAGGGGAAGUUCAUCUCGAGAAUAACUUGAAUUUAAUAAAUGCAGAAAAUUAGAGAAAAUAAUGGUGACCGUCUGAUAGAUAUUGAUCAGAGAAUAAGAGAGUUAUGAUUCUUUUAAGUUUUCAUUUUGUAACAUUCAUGUAUGCAAGCAGCUCCACCAUACAAUUUUUUUUUUAAAUUUAACACAAACAAAAUUAGAUUUCUUAUAGAAGGGGGUAUUAAUGAUGUAUCUGAUGAUAUAUUCACCACACGACAAAAUCAAUCUACAAUUUUGAGAAAGUGACAUUUAGGGGAAUUCAUAUCACACAAGAUAUGGAGGAGCUGCUUAUCUGUGAUGUCACAAAAAUCAAAGUUAAUAAUUCUGAAUAUACUUUUGACAAGUUUUCAUCAAACCCUCACCAGACGGACGGACGGACAGACAGACAGACAUAUAGAUAGAUAGAUAGAUAGAUAGAUGGUAUUAUUGUGAUAAAAAUUCAAUUAGCAGCCAAAGGCUGAGUUACAUGAUUUUGUACAGAAUAAAAUUUCAGUAAACA
Lytechinus pictus (painted urchin) is the source of this 4197-nucleotide messenger RNA. RefSeq lists its product as uncharacterized. Lineage: Eukaryota; Metazoa; Echinodermata; Echinoidea; Temnopleuroida; Toxopneustidae. The transcript has a single exon. The record is from RefSeq and is a predicted model, not a curated record. The coding region runs from base 78 to 1052 and encodes 324 amino acids.